Molecule: messenger RNA, 708 nt
Organism: Pelodiscus sinensis (Chinese soft-shelled turtle)
Lineage: Eukaryota; Metazoa; Chordata; Testudines; Trionychidae
Source: RefSeq, a predicted model, not a curated record
AUGGCCUCAGCUCAGCCUCCAGCUGGGGCAAAAGGUGGACGGGGCAAGGGGCUGGAUUUCACCCCCCCCCCCCACACAUUCCCACACCACUGGGCACAGGCUGGGAGUGUGGCCCCUAAAGCGGCCCCCAGCCGCAAGCCCUGGCUCAGCCGGUGCCGUCUCCACUCCAGCUUCCAGGUGAAAUUCCUCCGUGGUCAGUACAAGGAGGCCAACGUGGCCUUGCUCUUCAGCCACUGCUUCCAGGGCUCUUCCCACAUCCUCCUCAACAGCCUGGUGGAGAAAAAGUGGGGCCAGGAGCAGAGGGAGGACAACAGCCCCCUCUGCAAAGGGGGCAGCUUCACACUGAUGUUCACCAUCACCGACAAGGAGUACCAGGUGACUGUGAACGAGCAUCACUAUUUUGAGUUCCAGCACCGCCUGCCACCGGAGGACGUGCACUACCUGGAGGUACACGGCGAGGUGCAGCUGGAGGCCGUCAGCUGGGGAGAGGGCUGCUGUGACAGGAGCUGCCUCACCGAAGGGGCCUGUCCUGGAGCCCCCAGGAUGUCUGUGAAGAUGCUGCGGAUGCAGACAGGAGGGGAUCAGUGUGGCCAAUCCACCUCCCCGCGAGACGAGAACUCCCCCAUUGACCUGGCGCGGGCUACAUGGAGGUUCGGCCGGGUUAACGGCGUCGCCCAGGAUAGUGCACGAGUUGAACUGAACUCAUGA